Messenger RNA from Canariomyces notabilis, 2799 nucleotides. Its product is annotated as RNA-binding domain-containing protein. The transcript has a single exon. Gene Ontology annotation, molecular function: mRNA binding. Gene Ontology annotation, cellular component: nucleolus. The record is from RefSeq and is a predicted model, not a curated record. Bases 54 to 2345 code for a protein of 763 amino acids. Lineage: Eukaryota; Fungi; Ascomycota; Sordariomycetes; Sordariales; Chaetomiaceae.
GGAAGGAGCUUCGACCAAACAGCCAGCAACACACCAUUGGGGACAGCUACAUGAUGGCAAAGUCUGGGAACAAGAAGCGCGAACGCGAGGCCGAGGAUGCAGAUGCCGGGACAGAGGGCGGCACUGCACAGACUUCCAAUCCGCCGAGCAAAAAAGCGCGUAUUGAGUCCCAUCGAUCGCUGUUUGUUCGGUCGCUCCCUCCAACGGCCACAAGCGAAUCGCUCACCGAGUUCUUUUCUCAACACUACCCCGUCAAGCAUGCCACCGUUGUAAUCGAUCCAAAGACAAAAACGUCAAGGGGCUACGGCUUCGUUUCAUUCGCCGACCCCGAAGAUGCAACUGAAGCCAAGGAGAAGCUCAACAACGAGCUCUUCGAAGGACGCCGGUUGAGGCUGGAUAUUGCUCUGCCACGGCUCCGUGAUACUGCCAAAGUCAAACCUGAGACUGCAUCAAAGGUCAUUGAGGAGAAACGAAAGCGCGAGCAGGAAUUGGCGGAGACUCGGAAGCCCUCAAAGCUCAUCAUUCGAAAUUUGCCCUGGACCAUCAAGACUCCGGACCAACUUGCAAAGCUGUUCCAGAGUUUCGGCAAGGUAAAGUAUGCCGAUUUGCCCAACCAAAAGGGCAAACUCGCUGGCUUCGGUUUCGUCACGCUUCGUCGGCGCAAGCAUGCCGAAAAGGCCAUAGAGGCUAUCAAUGGUAAGAUAGUCGAUGGGCGAACGCUGGCGGUCGACUGGGCAGUGGACAAGCAGACUUGGGAGCAGCAAAAGAGCGCUACGGACGCAGGCGACGAAGUUGAAAACCCGAGCAAAACUUCCAAGGCCAAGAAGACCAAGCAGGCGAAGGAUGAGGACGAGGAUGAGGAUCCGAAUAUGACCCAGGAAGACAGGGAUUUGGUGAAUUUCUUCAAAAACUAUGGGGAAAACUUAGAGGAUGAGGAGGACAGUGAUGAAGAGGCUAAGGCCAAGGAUGAGGAGGAGGACGAGGGGGGCGAAGAGGAUGAAGACGAAGACGAAGACAGCGGAGAUGAGGAGGCUGAUGAUGGUUCUGAAACGGAUGGGUCGAGUGCGUCCGAAGACGGAGACAAGAACUCCAAGAAGCUAAUGACGGACAACUCGACAACUCUCUUCAUCCGCAACCUUCCCUACACCACGACAGACGAGGCACUGAAAGCCCAUUUCGUGAAAUUCGGCCCAAUAAGAUACGCUAGAGUUGUGAAGGAUCGUGCCACCGACCGGCCAGCCGGUACUGGAUUUGUCUGUUUCUUCAAACUCGAGGACUGUAUGGCAUGUUUGAAAGGAGCACCACGCCAUCGUCCUGCUCCGACGCUGUCCAAGCACUCUAUCUUGCAAGAUGAAACAGUUGAUCCAGAAGGCAAAUACACAAUCGAAGGCCGAAUCUUACAGGUUGCUAAGGCCGUAAGCAAGGAGGAGGCUACGCGACUGGCUGAGGCAGGCCCUGGCGGCAAGGGUAAGAAGGAGGAUAAACGCAGGCUUUUCCUCUUGUCAGAGGGCGCAAUUUCCAAGAACUCGCCUCUCUACAGCAAGCUUUCCCCAUCCGAGAUUAAAAUGAGGGAGGCGAGCGCCAAACAACGGAAGAAGCUCAUCGAGUCGAACCCAGCUUUGCACUUGAGCCUGACUCGUCUUGCGAUACGCAACAUCCCGCACAACAUCGGCUCCAAAGACUUAAAAGCCCUCGCCCGUGAAGCCAUCGUCGGCUUCGCCAAGGACGUCAAGGAAGGGCGCAGACAGCCGCUUUCCAAGGAAGAGAAGACCAGAGGCGGCGAGCAAGAUAGGGAGGCAGAGCGCCGCCGGAAGGAGAAGGGCAAGGGUGUGGUGCGUCAAGCCAAGAUUGUCUUUGAGACCAAGGAAGGCUCCAAGGUGGACGAGAAAACCGGUGCCGGCAAGAGUCGUGGCUACGGUUUCAUCGAGUACUCAUCCCAUCGGUGGGCGCUCAUGGGCAUGCGGUGGCUCAACGGUCACGCCCUGAAGAAUGAGGCUGGCAAGACGCAGCGCCUGAUUGUCGAGUUUGCUAUCGAGAAUGCCAAUGUCGUCCAGAGGCGGCGGGCGCAGGAGGAGAAGACAAGGCAGUUCGGUCCAAAGCCUGCGCAUGCGAAAGGGAAGGAGGAUAAGGAAAAGGAUGCGAAUAGCGGCAAGCCGAAAGGCAUUAGGAAAGGUAGUGGAGGUAAGGGCGGGAAGGGAGAGAAGGGAGGAGGUAGCGAUGAGCCUCUGCCGAACAAGGAGGCGAGAAAGAAAGCUGACGCCAAGCUUGCGAUGAGGACCAAGAUUAUUGCGAGGAAGAGGAUGAUGCGGAAAAAGAAAGCCAAGGUGCGGUCGGGAAAGAAAUAAAAGGGACCAGGCCAUUAUUUACUCAGUAGUAUUUAACCAAGCAGCUGAGCAGCAUCACUAACUUGCUCAGCAAAACCCAAAGUCGCAUAUGACUUGGCAUAUUGUAUGUUCAGGAGGCAGUUUGAGUGAGGUUGAAUAUAUACAGCUAGAAGCAGCUUUAAUAAAGCCUUCCAUACAGACAGAAUUCAUACCCAUCGAUCUCUGACAGAAAGGAGUGGGGAUUUGUGAAGUGCUCAUUCGGCCCACCGGCCAGUCAAUCUUUGCUUCAUUUCCAGAACCAGCCGCCCUCCUUCCUCCGUUCUUUCGAGCUAUUGGCUUGCUCCUUGUCAUGAUCAUGGAAUUUUUCAUCUUCAAUGGCAUCGCUGGCAUUGUCGUGCCCUCCGAACGUCGCGUGCCACUGGUGUGAACGCUCACUCGAACUCUGGACCUGUUUCAGAAUAACGCGGCCGUCUUC